CACCCCUCCCUCUUAGGUAGGUGUGGUUGGUAUAAAGCAUGCUGUCGCAGUGAGCUUGCUUUACUUUGCAUUUCUGGAUGAAGGAGAAGACAAAAUGCCAUUACACAAAGUGUCUGAGAGGCUGAACUUGGUUCUUUGUGGGAGUGAUGGAGCAGUGAAAGCCUCCAUAUCAGAUUUCAUACUGGGUCAGAGAGAGCUCAGUACAGAGUCCAGGUCAGUGUGUGUGAGGAGGGAGGGAGAAGUGUGUGGACGUCUGGUCACUCUGGUGGAGAUGCCGGCUCUCUACAACACUCAGCUCUCAGAGGAGGAAGUGAUGCAGGAGACUUUCCGUUGUGUCUCUCUCUGUGAUCCUGGAGUUCAUGCUUUUCUCCUCCUCAUUCCUGAAGGACGCCUCACUGAUGAAGACAAAGAAGAAACUGAGAAGAUCCAGAAAAUCUUUGGAUCUACAUUCAACAACUACACUGUAUUCCUCAUCAAUACAGUCAAGUCUCAGCAGAAGACAGCAAAGUUUGAUGAUGCCUUUAAAAAUAUUAUUGAAACCUACAAACGACAAGUUUAUGUUUUAGAUACCAGUGAUAAUUCAGUGCUUUUACAGCAGGUUGAGCAGGUGGUGGUACAAAACAAUGGAAGCUUCUACACAACAGCCAUGUAUCUGGAUGCACAGAUGAAAACACAGCUGAAAUAUAAGGCUGAGAUCAAAGAACUGAAUAAUACAAUCAGUUAUCUGAGAAAGGAAACUAAAAUUCAGAAAGAAGAAUUUUAUCCAGGUAGAGGAGAUCUAAGACUUGUGCUGCUGGGAAAGACUGGAGUGGGGAAAAGUGCAGCGGGAAACACCAUCCUGGGGAAAAAAAAAACUUUCAAAGAGUUACUUUGCGCUAAAUCAGUUACCAGUGUGUGUCAGAAAAAAUCAGCUGACAUCAGAGGGAGAAGGAUCUCUGUGAUUGACACUCCAGGACUGUUUGACACAAAUAUUUCUAAUGUGGAGAUCAUGAAGGAAAUUGCUAAGUGCGUCACGAUGGCAGCUCCAGGUCCACACGUCUUUCUGCUGGUUCUUGCACUGGGACGCUUCACAGGAGAGGAACAAGAAGCAGUGAAGAUGAUCCAAGAACGGUUCGGUGAUGAAUCCAGAAAAUACACCAUGGUGUUGUUCACCAGAGGAGAUGAUCUACAGGAAAUGGAAAUGAGCAUUGAGGAUUUUAUUGAAACUUCUGAGCGCAGCUUACAAAACAUCAUUCACAAGUGUGAUAACAGAUACCAUGUGUUCAACAACAGAAAUACUGAAGACCGCAGUCAGGUCACUGAUCUACUGGAGAAGAUCGACUCCAUGAUGGUAGUGAAUGGAGGAAGCUGCUACACCAAUGAGAUGUUCCAGCAGACAGAGAAAGCUCUACAAGAAGAACAGGAGAGAAUACUGAAGGAGAAAGAAAAGAAAUUGGAACAAGAGAAAGAAAAACUGAAAGCCAAAUAUGAAGUUGAAAUUGAAGAUAUGAAGAGGGCCAUUGAGGCAGAAAAGCAAAAUCUAGAAAAACAGAAAAGAGAAAAGGAGAAAGAGUUUAAAGAGAAAGAAGCACAAAUUAAGAAGGAAACUAAUGAGAAACUUAAACAAGAGUUGGAGAGAGAACUUAAAGCACAGAGGGAGAAUUUCAGUAAGGACAUGGAAUUGAAAGACAAGAUGCAUAAAAUACAGGCGCAGAAAGACCUGGAAAAUGAAAAAGAAAAGUAUGAAAGGGAAAAAGAACAGAUAAGGAAGGAUGCAGAGGACAAGGCAAGAAUGCAAGCAGAAAAGAAUGCAUGUGAUAAACUGGAUUCAUGUGCAGGGAGACUAGCACAAGACUGGAACAAAAAAAUUCCUGUUUUGGGAGGAGUAGCAGGAGGAUUCUAUGGAGGCAUAAUGGAUUUAUUUUUUUAAAAAUAGUGAAUUUAUCUAUUUUAAGAUGCACACAUUGCUGUCUCAGUUCAGUUACACACACAGCUUGUUUGAUAAUCAUAGAAAAUUAUUGACAAUUGUAUAGGUAUUAAAAAGCAAUUACAACAGUCAAGUCCCACGUCAGUACAAGCAAGUAUAAUGUCAAGUUUUAAACAUUGUUCUCUAAAC
Molecule: messenger RNA, 2095 nt
Organism: Pygocentrus nattereri (red-bellied piranha)
Lineage: Eukaryota; Metazoa; Chordata; Actinopteri; Characiformes; Serrasalmidae
Product: GTPase IMAP family member 8-like
Exons: 3
Coding region: 95-1909 (604 amino acids)
Molecular function (GO): GTP binding
Source: RefSeq, a predicted model, not a curated record